UCGCGACAGUUCUAAAUGUGGGUUUUUUAAGCACCGGGGGAAAUAAUAUAUUUGGUAUAAAACCUCACAAUCAACAGUUCCUACUGCAACACCACAGGGCUUGGACUAAACAUAAAAAACAGAGUCUAUGGCUGUGCCGGGGAACUCACUAUGGAUGCUGCUUCUCGGUGCGUAUUUGGCGCUCACGGUCGGAGCGGACUGCGAGAAGGACUGUGCGCUCUGCCUCAACCGUCUACUGGGACAACAGACGGCGAUUAACACUCUGACAUGCUCAAUAGAAUGUGAGGGCAGCCUGGACACCACGAAGCUCCGCCUCUGCCGAGACGUCCUAUUGGAGGAGCAGCGCAUCGCUGUAGACGACACCAAACAGGAAGAGGUGGAGGGCGAGCAGCACCAGCUGGCCAAGAAGUACGGCGGCUUCAUGAAGCGCUACGGGGGGUUCAUGAUCAGGAGGAGCCCACCCGUAGAGGACGGAGAAAUGCAGGGAGGACAGAACAGCCCGGUGGCCGAGGAAGAGGACAUCCGUCUGGAGAUCCUGAAGAUCCUGAAUUCAGAGGCAGAGGGGCAGAGGGACGGAGAGGUGGCCAAGCGCUAUGGGGGGUUCAUGAGGAGAGGGGGGGACUUGGGGGCCCUGGAGGGGGUGGGCAGGCCAUUGAAGAAGCGUUAUGGUGGCUUCAUGAGGAGGGUAGGGAGGCCCGAGUGGCUGGAAAAUCAGAAGAACAAGGGGGGGCUCCUGAAACGCUCCUGGGAGGGGCCAGGAGGUGACUCCCCCCUGGCUGAGAUACACAAGAAAUAUGGAGGAUUCAUGGACUAGGGGUCAGCCCCUCCUCCAACCCCUCCUGAUGAGUCUGGACUCUCAAUUUUGAUCAGAUGAUCCAUUCUUGUUCCGUUGUAGUGCUUGUACUGUGCUGCUUUUUGUUUGUUUGGGUUUACUGUGACAAAAAAACACUUCGCUUAUCAGGUGAUGAUAACUCCAUUUAUGGCAACCAGUACUGUAUGUUUUAUGGGUUUGGUUAUUUAUAAAUUAACCUGUGUUCAUUGUGGUGUAUACGGCUGGAGCAUGUGUGGAAAACCAAUCAUGGCAUGACCUGUUUGCUUUCUCUCAUUGACUUGCCACUGUUUUUAAAGGGAUAGUUAACUUUUUUAAGUGUUGGGUGAUUUUAGACUUACCUAGGGUAUUGUUGUGUCAUCCAUACCGUUUUUAAGUUUGUUAGUUGGUUAUUUAGUAUUGUCCAGAAUCUCCUGGCAAGGUAAGACGAAAAUAAGCUAAAACUUCAAAAAAGUUAACUAUUCCUUUACGUGGCUAGUACGAUAGACCCUUUCUGAGACUUCCAUUCUCACCACAAACCUUUAGGGACCUCAAAAAGCUAAGCCUCAGAAAAGGCUGUUACUAUGGGGAAGUAGGCUAUUGUGGCCUUCCAAUUGGUGGUUUGGUCUUUGGAACUGAACAGAGGGAACAUUAACAUUUUCUGCUUUGUUGUUGGAACAUGGAGGUACCCUACUCUAAGUACUGCUAUACCAGUGUGUUGUAAUUAUCCAUAUAAUGGCAGUGUGUCGUUCGCUAUUACUACUUUCAACCGUGCUCACACUUAUCCCAGUAUGCUGAUGUCGAAACAUGUUGCUUUCAGUUGAUAAAUGUCCUAAUUUUGUGUUCUUUCUGUAGAGAACAGAGCAGCAUUUGAGACCAAUUAGUUGUACAAAACCUAAUAAACCCAUAAAUCCUGCAGAAAUAA
Coregonus clupeaformis (lake whitefish) is the source of this 1733-nucleotide messenger RNA. Its product is annotated as proenkephalin-A-like. The record is from RefSeq and is a predicted model, not a curated record. The transcript is spliced from 3 exons. Gene Ontology annotation, cellular component: dendrite; neuronal cell body; plasma membrane. NCBI's taxonomy places the organism in Eukaryota, Metazoa, Chordata, Actinopteri, Salmoniformes, Salmonidae. The coding region runs from base 128 to 814 and encodes 228 amino acids. Gene Ontology annotation, biological process: neuropeptide signaling pathway; sensory perception; chemical synaptic transmission. Gene Ontology annotation, molecular function: opioid receptor binding.